GUGGUGUUGUUGUUGAGGCGCUAUGGUUUGUCAGCGCGGCCUCGAUAUUUUCUUGUGAGUUUUUGUCGUUUUCUGUGGAUUUGAUGUUCCGCGCCGCCGAGAUCAAGAGCUUCGGUAAAGCAGGAACCGGCUGGCACUUUCGGCGGACGAUGGACGAGCUGGUCCAUGACCUGGUGUCAGCUUUGGAGGAGAGCUCUGAACAAGCCCGUGGAGGGUUUGGAGACGGAGGAGAUCAUGCACUUGCCGUCGGUUGCCUGCUUAAGCGCCAGGCCCGCAAGCGCCGUGGCCGGAAACGUCGUUCUGACAACCCUCACCCACCCUGGGACACCUGCCACCUAAGCGAAGGCUCCGAAUCCAGCCUGGAGGAGCAGAAAGACUACCGUUCCUCCACGGCAGCAGGGGGCGCUAACACCCGCGACAAUAACAGUGACUCUGACGAGCAGCUGGGCGCGAAACGCCGAACGCCUCUCACUGCUGACUCCGGCCGGGGGAAAAGACCACUUUGGCUGGACGAUCUGAGCGGAGCCGAUGUAUUGGGCACCCGCAGUUUGCGGAGACGCCGGAAAGUCAAGCGCAUGGCUGUGGAUCCACCACUAGAUGUCACUGCAAUGCUCGCACCGCCAGCUAAAGCGCCGGCAGUAGGGGGCAGCAGAGAGACAGCGUUCAGUCCGGAGGCCAAAGUGAGCGACGCCAACAAGAACAGGGUGAAGAAGAGGAAGUUUACAGUGCAGAGACUCACUCAGGACGUGGCGGAUGAAGGAGUGGUGGUGGAGAGUGAAGAAGCGGGACACUCGCUCAAAGAUAAGAUGGACUUUGAGGAGCAGAAAGGCUCAGAUGAGGAGAUGAGUGACAGGUGCGAGACGAGCAGUGUGAGUAACAGCAGUGACGGAGGUCUGUACACCAAUGAUGAGGGAAGGCAAGGAGACGAUGAGCAGAGCGACUGGUUUUACGAGGGUGAGCCGGGCGGCGCUUGUGGCAUCGCCGGUGUUGUGCCCUGGUGGGAGAGGGACUCCAAUGAACUGGACCUCAAUGACCCCGUAUUUAACAGCAUCCUGACCGGAGCCUUUCCAUUAAUGUCACAGGGAGCCCAAAGAGGGUUUCAAGCACGACUCGCACGACAGACCUGUCUUGAACAGUCACAAGGAAGCUCUCAAGGAAUUUCCGAUAGAUUACCCAGACUAUCCCAGGAUCCUCAUGAGUCGUGGUUCAGUUCUGGUGCCAGAAGAGACCAAUUGCUUUGGGAUUCACGCAGUGACAGAAGCCACAGGAAAAGCUGCUCUUUAAAAACUGCGAGCAGGCAAACAAGUGGUCAUCUUGGCUCUUUGUGUACUGGAGAUAUAAAGAGACGACGAAAAGCUGCGCCUGUGGGAGCACAGUCAUCAUCAGGUGUGGUUGGCGAAAGCGCUGCUCCUCUACCCGACUCAAAUGUGGGCAACCGGAUGCUGCAGAGUAUGGGCUGGACCCCGGGGACCGGCUUGGGCCCCGAAGGCAGAGGCAUCACAGAGCCGAUCCGAGCAUCUCAGAGGCCGAAAGGAGCCGGACUGGGCUUUAACUGAACUCUGACUGAACAGAAACUGCGAUCCGAUCUGUUUAUCCUCCCCGUCAACAGAGGGCAGCACUGAGGCGAUAGAGAAGCAGAUGUAGGAAAAGAUGACGGGACGGUAUCAAACAAACUCCAGAGCUGCCUCACUGCCGACACACAUUUCAUCACCACCGUUAACAAAGAUAAUGAGUAUAUUUCUCCCAACAAUUCAAUUUCGUAAUCAGAAUUUGUACGAAAUUCAGAUUUAAAUAGGACGAAUUUAAAUCGUAAGGAAAACUAAACGCUUUACAAUAGGACACAUGGUUAAUUGGUUUACUAACAGCUACGAACAACAAACAAUACAUUUAUGAUAUUUUUGUUAAUGCUAGGUAACGGAAAUAUGAUUAUCCAUUGUUAGUUCUUGUUAACUGCAUUAUCUAAUGUUAACAAGCACAACUUUGGGUUUUAAUAAUGCACUAGUAAAUGUUGAACUACGAUUAAUAAACGCAAGUAUUGUUUAUAGUUUUUAACUUUAGCUAAGUGUCUUGUGUUGUAAAGUGUGAGUUAAAAAGUUAAAAGAAAAUCAUGGUGGGUUUUUAGCACCGUUAAAAUGUUGUGGUUUUGUUGGUAAUACGUUAGAAUAAUGGUCCAUCACUUAAUGUUAGUUAAUGCAUUUAUUAACGUUAAGUAUGAAUAAUAUUGUAAAACAUUUAGUUCAACAUUUGCUAAUGCAUUAAUAACAUCCAAAGAUGUGCUUGUUAACAUUAGCUAAUGCACUGUAAGUUAACAUACUAACAUGAAUUUACUUUAAUAACAUUAACUAACGUUAACAAACAUGAAUAAAUACCAUAAUAAAUGUGUUAUUUAUAGUUUGUUCAUGUUUGUAAACACAUGAACUAACAUUAACUGAUGGACCGUUAUUUUAAAGUGUUAGCGUUGUGUUUUUUUGUGACAUUUUCAUGCUAAUUAAGCACAUUUUUUUGGAAAAUGAAUUAUUUAUAUUCAAUACACUUUUUUCACAUUACUGUAAUGAUAAUUUGAGGUGUAAAAGUGUUUAAUUGUCAUGAAAAUGCUGCAACAAAAACUAUUCUGAAAAUAGGCUUUAUUUUGUGGUCACACUUUACAAUAAAGUUUCAUUAGUUCAUGGAUUUACUAACAUGAAAAAAUAAUGAGUGAACGAAGCAUUUAUUAAUUAUACUUCAACAUUUAAUAAUGCAUUAUUAAAACCCAAAGUUGUGCUUGUUAACAUUAGCUAAUGCACUGUAAGUUAUCAUGUACUAAUGCGAAUUAACUUUAAUAACAUUAACUAACGUUAACAAACAUGAAUAAAUUCCAUAAUAAAUGUGUUAUUUAUAGUUUGUUCAUGUUUGUAAAUACAUGAACUAACAUUAACUAAUGGACCGUUAUUUUAAAGUGUUAGCGUUGUGUUUUUUGUGACAUUUUCAUGCUAAUUAAGCACAUUUUUUGGGAAAAUGAAUUAUUUAUAUUCAAUACACUUAUUUUUUACAUUACUGUAAUGAUAAUGUGAGAAAUAAAAGUGUUUAAUUGUCAUGAAAAUGCUGCAACAAAAACUAUUCUGAAAAUAGGCUUUAUUUUGUGGUCACACUUUACAAUAAAGUUUCAUUAGUUAAUCUGUUUACUAACAUGAACUAAGAAUGAAUGAACUAAGCAUUUAUUAAUCAUACUUCAACAUUUACUAAUGCAUUAUUAAAACCCAAAGAUGUGCUUGUUAACAUUAGCUAAUGCACUGUAAGUUAACAUAUUAACGUGAAUUAACUUUAAUAACAUUAACUAACGUUAACAAACAUGAAUAAAUACCAUAAUAAAUGUAUUAUUUAUGGUUUGUUCCUGUUUGUAAAUACCUGAACUAACAUUAACUGAUGGACCGUUAUUUUAAAGUGUUAGCGUUGUUUCUCGUCACAUUUUCAUGCUAAUUAAGCACGUUUUUAAACACGUUUUUUGAAAAUGAAUUAUUUAUAUUCAAUAGACUUUUCACAUUAAUGUAAUGAUAAUUUGAGAUAUAAAAGUGUUUAAUUGUCAUGAAAAUGCUGCAACAAAACAAAUGUUGAAAAUAGGCUUUAUUUUGUGGUCACACUUUACAAUAAAGUUUCAUUAGUUCAUCUGUUUACUAACAUGAACUAAGAAUGAAUGAACGAAGCGUUUAUUAAUCAUACUUUAACAUUUGCUAAUGCAUUAUUAAAACCCAAAGAUGUGCUUGUUAACAUUAGCUAAUGCACUGUAAGUUAACAUACUAACGUGAAUUAACUUUAAUAACAUUAACUAACGUUAACAAACAUGAAUAAAUACCGUGGUAAAUGCAUUAUUUAUAGUUUGUCCUGUUUGUAAAUACAUGAACUAACAUUAACUGAUGGACCGUUAUUUUAAAGUGUUAGCGUUUAGUUUGACAUUUUUAUGUUAAUUAAGCACAUUUUUGAACACAUUUUUUGAAAAUGAAUUAUUUAUAUUCAAUAGACUUUUUCACAUUAAUGUAAUGAUAAUUUGAGAUAUAAAAGUGUUUAAUUGUCAUGAAAAUGCUGCAACAAAACAAAUGAUGAAAAUAGGCUUCAUUUUGUGGUCACACUUUACAAUAAAGUUUCAUUAGUUAAUGGAUUUACUAACUUGAACAAAUAAUGAAUAACCUAAGCAUUUAUUAAUUAUACUUCAACAUUUAUUAAUGCAUUAUUAAAACCCAAAGAUGUGCUUGUUAACAUUAGCUAAUGCACUAUAAGUUAAUGUACUAAUGUUAAUUACGUUAACAAACAUGAAUAAAUACCAUAGUAAAUGUAUUAUUUAGAGUUUGUUUAUGUUAGUAAAUACAUGAACUAACAGGAACUAAUGGGCCGUUAUUUUAACGUGUUAGCGUUUGGACAUUUUCAUGUUAAUUAAGCACGUUUUUAAAUAAGUUUUUGAAAAUUAAUUAAUUUGUGCACUUUUUUCACAUUACUAUAAUACGGAUUUAGGAUAUAAAAGUGUUUAAUUGUCAUGUAAAUGCUGCAACACAAACCUAUUUGGAUUUUGACUUGUUUUGGGCACACUUUACAAUAAGGUUUCAUUAGUUAAUCUAUUUACUAAUAUGAACUAAUAACUAACAUUAUACAUGUACAGCAUUAUUAAUCACACUUCAACAUGUAUUAACACAUUAUUAAAGCCCAAAGUUGUGCUUGUUAACAUUAGUUAAUGCGCUCGGAGUUAACAUGAACUAACAAUGGCUUUUUUAUUAACUAAUGUUAACAAAGAUGAAUAAAUACUGUAAUAAAUGUAUUAUUCAGAGUUUCUUCAUGUUAGUAAAUGCAGUAACCAACAGAACUCUAUUGUAAAAUGUUACUCUUAUACUUUUCGAUAUACAGUAGUCAACAUUUGAAGUGCUUCAUCAAAGUUGUCCUAAAACUAAAGAACAGCACCCUUUAUUUACUCAGUAGGGUGUUAAACCGACAUCAAAACCUCAGCGGAAAUUUGAUAAAUGUUUUGGGGUUUUUUGUUGUUGAAUUUUAUGAUUAUUUUUAUGAAAAAUGCUUUUUAAAAUAUUUCCACCUAUGAAGACCGAUACAUGUUUUAGCGGAUUAGAUCAGUCCAAAUGACUCUCUCCCUUUAUCACUUGAUAUUUGUUUAUCAGACGUCACUCAUGAUAGAAAUGACUCUCUCCCUUUAUCACUUGAUAUUUGUUUAUCAGACGUCACUCAUGAUAGAAAUGACUCUCUCCCUUUAUCAUUUGAUAUUGGUUUAUCAGACGUCACUCAUGAUAGAAAUGACUCUCUCCCUUUAUCAUUUGAUAUUUGUUUAUCAGACGUCACUCAUAGACUUUUUUUGUACCAUUUUAAGUACUUUUUUUUUUAUUAUUCUGUUUGAAUUUUGUCCAAAAAUCUUGAAUGUCAGCACCUCAGCCAUUUACACUCUCACAAAAACAAUCCUACGUCUAUGAAAAGCUGAACAGAUUUAUUAUUUACAUGACUGAACACACUUGUGUUUUAAUAAUGCCUAUAUAUACGAAGGUUUGAGGUCCAUCCUGUUUAUUUCCAGCGUGUAUGAUUUGAAAUUCAGCGAAAUGCUCGCGUUUCUGAGCAGAGUUUAAGUAAUGAAUAGGAUUAAUUGACUGAAUUGGCUUAGUUCAGGUGGAAUUAACUAUUCGAGGAGGCGGCACACACACACACACUUACUACUGACGACUGUCGUUUCUGACCGUCACGAGGUAAAGAAGAUUACACCAUUGUUGGAUAAACACUUCAAUGCCUCUUACCAACAAUCGCUGAUGAUUGGAGAUGCUAUUAUCUCAGCAGAGCGCCGCUGAGACGGGAAGAGAACAUGACAUCACUUCCUUUCUGGUGUUUUUUUGGGAACAUGCUGUAUUUUUAAUCAUGUUUGCACUCCAAAGGAAUCGCUAUGUUGACAUGAACGAGGAGUGUGUCAUGUUCGUCACAUUUUGUGAUCUGUAAACACGCCAAACAUGCCACAUUUGUUUAAUUCUGUUCGUAUUUUUGGUCAAUGUGCGAGCUUUGAGGAGCAGGGAUGAAAUGGUCUCUGUGUGUGCUAAUGUUCAUAUACUGUAGAUCAGUAUUAAAGCAUUCCCUGCUCAAGGAUGAA
This is a messenger RNA of Danio aesculapii, 6100 nucleotides long. It is a transcript of the gene gpatch2, whose product is annotated as G patch domain containing 2. Gene Ontology annotation, molecular function: nucleic acid binding. Bases 84 to 1556 code for a protein of 490 amino acids. NCBI's taxonomy places the organism in Eukaryota, Metazoa, Chordata, Actinopteri, Cypriniformes, Danionidae. The record is from RefSeq and is a predicted model, not a curated record. The transcript is spliced from 10 exons.